This is a messenger RNA of Amoebophrya sp. A120, 4449 nucleotides long. The record is from the annotation of a GenBank genome assembly. NCBI's taxonomy places the organism in Eukaryota, Dinophyceae, Syndiniales, Amoebophryaceae.
UUCUUUGAGGCUUUUCAGGAGCGCACGCACUCACCGCCAUCCAAAAGAUGAUCGUGAGCUGUAAUAUUAAGACCAAACGAGUGACUUUCAAUGUUGUGGAGUUUGUAGAACGCAACGAAGUAAGUUUACACAAGAAUGACGGGCCUAUUUUCACCGUUUGGAAAUCGUGGCCUCGUGGCACUGGGGGUCGUGCUCCAGCCCGAGUUGUCUCCGCUCGCGCAGGGUCGCCUGGGUGAUGUGGAAGUGCAGGUCAAUAGCGGAGCAGACACCGAAGCCUUCGAUGCUGCAGUACCAUUCAGAAAAGGCAAAGAAGCAAAUGCAAGUGCUUGUCGUGUAGCCUUCAGCAAAACAGAAUUGAUGUAUGGAGUGCUGAAUGAAUGGCCAUGAGAGGCAAUAAGUAUUCAUUCUCGGGCUAUCGAUGUAUCAUUUUUGCACUUAGCCAAUUCCUUUUCGUUUGGUACCCGGACACCGACGCGUUUCUGGAGACGUAUCAUAAUAGAAACUGUUCCCGGUCCUACUCCUAUCUAUUUAGCUUGAAGAUCCCGCGAAGGAGCGCUGCAUCGCUCAUAUACGUCCUGCGACAGAAGUUGAUGUGGUUGCGGCCCACUCGUGUAUGAAAAUCACAACAACGGGGCUGGUGAAGAAGGUGCGAAGAUUGAUAGUAGUUCAUGUCUUGAGUGCGGGAAGGGGGACAGUUUUCACAAAAACAAGGGCCACAAGGAGGAGAACUGGCGAAGCUGGAUCAGAGACAAAUACGAGAACACCACCCACGCUUUUCGCGAUAAAUUAAACCAUACGAGGGAAUACGUGACCGAAAAAGUCGAGAAUACCACCCACGCUAUGCGCGAUAAAUUAAACCAUACGACGGAAUACCUGACCGACAUGAAGGAGAAUACCACCCACGCUAUUCGCGAUAGAUAUCACGGUGUGACGGAAUACAUAAGCGAGGAACGCGCCCUCGUUACCAUGAAGGUGCGACAGAUUACGGACGGCGUGAAGGCUCUUAACGAAAAGAGCAAGGACGUCAAGAGCUGGGCGAAAAACCUACGGAAUCUGGUAUUCUCCUUGCGUUGAUCCUUUGUGUUUUUUCAUUCUCCGGUUUUUCUCCCGUCAAAGUUCUGCAGAUAGCGAUGUGUAGUGUGCUGGUCCGAGUUUGGUGUUCGUUAAGAUUUUUCAUCUGAUCGCAUGAGUAGGGACACCUCAGUGCUUUCCUUGGAAAAAGUUGUACGCAAUGUCAACGGUUCGAGGUAGUGCUGUGCAUUUGAAUCUAUUUGUCACUGUAGCUGGGCGUCAUCAAUCCGUCGAAUUUCGCCGACUUCAUGCCGAAAGGCGAAAUCAAUCUGGGCCAUGGAAUGGAGACCCUGCAGGGGUCCGAUCUCCUGGGGAACAUGACCGAGUGGAUGGGGAAGCACGUGCUGGGCGGAAGCGACGCGCACGGUGUAUGCACCCCGAACAUGGCACUGUACGGCCCCGAGGCGCCCCCGGCGCCGCAGGAUGCCUGUGCGGCCGGGAACUACGAUCCGGAACCACUGACGCGAGACGCCGUUUUCAAGGGCUUGAGAAGGGAGGUGACAAACAGGCCUCUGUAUUACGCGCAGAAUCCUACGGCGUUGGCGACGGAGCUUCUGGAGACUGAGUGCGACAUCCACGCGGUACUAUUCAUUGCCAGAAAAUAAAGUUCUUGAGGAGCAGGCACAGCCGCCGACACAGCCGCCGACACGAUAUGUAGGACAUGUAGGCACGUUGCAAAGCAUCUGCAUGCAAGAGCCUACAUAUGCUGCAUGUGUCGUGAACUUAAAAUUUACUGCAGUGCCUACUUCUGUAUUCGCCGGACCUGAGGGAGCGCGCAUUCCUCCUCCCCCCCUCCGCCAGGGCGAGAGCCUCACAACACGGGGCAAAAAAACUUCGGGCACGCCUCGUGUGCCCGCCGACUUGUCAACCCCCCCCCAAGCAGCACGGGGACCCCGGGGCCAACACAUGGGGGGCCCGCAAUCACCCCGAUCAUGCGACUCCCUGCGCGGAAUGCGAAAAAAAAACAGCGCGGGCGCCCGCCCUCUUGGUCCCGCCCGCCCCCACAUGUUACGGCGCGCCGGGUUCGCAGCGCGCCCAUAGUUAGAUAGCACGCGAAUGGCUUCGGCCUCGUUGCGUACGCCUCUGCGCCUACUGCCGACCAGCCAACUGGCUGCCCCAUGCAUGCGAAGGCGCCACACGAAGAAGAGCCGCCGGGCGGUCGAUUGUUGUGCGGCGAGACCGCCGGGGGCCCCCUCCACCCUUGCGUCGGGGUGCCCGCUCCCGUCCUCCGGAAUUGGACCAACCUACCCCCCCCCCUUUCGCCUGGGCGAAAGGGGGUCCAAUUGUUGCACAGCCUCUAAAGUUCUUGGGGAGCACGCACAGCCGCCGACUCUGAAAUUACACCCCGGCUGGACUUAUGAUUUUCCGCGGUCAAUCUCAAUGCCCUUGGUUGUUUUUAUCCUGAACUUUCUCGGCUGUUUGGCACUGGCGGUAAACGGGCUCCGAGCCCAAUCCGUUACCCUUGCAGAGGGGGAGACUGGGAUAAGAAAAGCCGGGGGCUUGUUGUAUUCCGUUGGGGUUUUUGAGCUCCCAUAGGGCUUUUUGUGUCUGGCCUUUGCCAAUUUUACGUUGCGAGAAAGGUCACGGAUAAAACGACCAAGGUCGGAGCUAUUUAGCGUCUUUGGCGCCAUUGCUUGCGCGCUGUUUUGGGGCUGCUACGGAUUUUCGUUAUAUCGCCUGCCUUGCAGGCUGAGGGAAACCUCCGGUCCCACAUUACGUAGCUCGCUGUGUUUUUUUUUUGGGCUUGGACUUAUAUUGCUUUCCCGCCUUCCAGGGCUCCGCAGCCUUUUCGAUGGGGCAUGUUGUCCCCCAAAUUCAUCGCUGGGUCGCUUCGCUUCCUGCGGGUUCUUAGGGGUUGCUUCGGCGCGUGGCUCCUUCGGCGGUGGCGGGGUGCCCCAUCGCGGGCGCUCAUGCCCUUCCGGUGAAGACGGCUUCCCACUGGAAGCGGUGCCCCAUCGCGGGCGCUCAUGCCCUUCCGGUGAAGACGGCUUCCCACUGGAAGCCUACGAUCAUCCAAAGGAUGAUCUAUCUCUGGCUGAUUCUGUAUAAAAUAAAGUUCUUGAGGAGCAGGCACAGCCGCCGACACGAGUGUCAUCCUGAUCUCCAUUUCAUCUUCACUUGGUUCCAAAAUAGGAGUCAGUAGGCACUUCUAAAAACAAUUUGUAUGCCUUGACAGACUUGGAUGGCGUACCUGAAAGAGUCAGCAAUGAAUGAAGGCAGUGAUGCGAUAUUUUUUCUCUGUUGCAACUGUACAGAAAGGAGAAAAGGAGGAUCAUGACAAGACUGCGUGCGCUGCCAAAAAGGGGACAGACGGCACAGGCUGCUGCAAGUGGCUCUCGCUGUCACAUGAUGCCAUGACGACCACCAUCGGAAAAAUCAUGACCAAAUUGACGACAAUCGGCGAUGCUUUGUCGAAGGGAGAGGGUACUCAUUCUGAUUUUCUUGUUCUCUGUGCGUAGGACAAGGAUGGGCCGCGUGAAGUUGUUGAUGAACUUAGGAGAUUUGAAGUUGGAUGUUGACGUCGUGGGGUUCUACUUUCCUCGAACAAGCGAUUGACUCGAUAGAGAAGAACGUUGCUGCAUUUUUCCGAAGGCAUAUCGUUGUAAGUACUAUGAGCUGUUGAACCCAAUAUACAGCGACGGAGGGACAGCUGUUCGAGGCCUUUAAGCUGGCCACCAUGGUGUAUGUUUACGCCGAACACGUCGGGCCGAGAGUCGCCGAGACCAUGUUGAAGUUUGUCCUGAUCAUGACCCCGUUGGCGCCGGUUGCGGGCGUCGCGCAAUGGAUGUUUGAAGCGGUGGCCGAGCCUUUCAUCGUGGAGUACGGGCGGAGGAAUGCCCAGAUCUUUGCGGAAACCGGCUCAGUGUGAGGCGGUUUCGUGGAACUUGAUUCGGUUGUUUUAGACUUUUUCAACAAGCAAGAAAGCUACCAUCAAUCGGCUCUCUGGUCCUUCGAUUAGUUGCUUUUGAUUCGUAGUUUUCAUUUUCUAUCACUGGGUUCUUUGAGGCACGACGCUCGAACUUUUUCCCCGGAGGUAAGGGGCAUGCAGGUGUAAACGAAUGAAACAAAGAACCAAUUUUAUCGCACGAGAUUCACAGAGAUUGAGGUCGGGAGGACCCGACGCAACCCAUUUUAGGACAUGUUUGUCGCACUCGAUGAUCUCGACAAACUACAUGCUGCCUUGUACGAUAGUGCGACAGAUAGACGGAAGAAAUGGACGCCUCUCCAAGAGAGGAAGACUGGUCCUCUUCAGUGAUACAGACACCAGACAUCGUUUCACGGAAAUCAAUGCUCAGCAAACAGCAUCGCGAACCAACUACUCACAAGGGAGACAAAGUAAGACGGUCUGCGUUUUUUUGUCGUAGGACCGGUUGCGGC